Juglans regia (Persian walnut) is the source of this 1411-nucleotide messenger RNA. RefSeq names its product probable prolyl 4-hydroxylase 10. Bases 246 to 1115 code for a protein of 289 amino acids. Gene Ontology annotation, biological process: peptidyl-proline hydroxylation to 4-hydroxy-L-proline. Gene Ontology annotation, molecular function: L-ascorbic acid binding; procollagen-proline 4-dioxygenase activity; iron ion binding. Gene Ontology annotation, cellular component: endoplasmic reticulum. The transcript is spliced from 8 exons. The record is from RefSeq and is a predicted model, not a curated record. NCBI's taxonomy places the organism in Eukaryota, Viridiplantae, Streptophyta, Magnoliopsida, Fagales, Juglandaceae.
AAACGUAGUCUAUACGCUGUCGUAGAUAGGCCACGACCUCAACCUCGUCGAGAUCGUCUUCUCCGAAACGCGCAUUGUAUAGUUUUGUUUCAUAAAGUCGCAUACUCAUAGUCGUUAUCUGUCUCUUUUUAAUUUUCAGAUCUUGCUUUUACUCGCACUUCUUCCUUUUCUUCUUCUUCUUCUUCGACACCGAUCCCUACGGUUUUCAAUUCGAUUCGACUCGAUUGUCGGAACUCCCUAAAACAAUGGCCAAGCCGAAGUACUCCCGCCUACAGGCACGGAAAGCGUCGUCUCCUGCGAUGGUCCUCGCCAUGCUCGUCAUGUUUACGUUCGUCAUUCUCAUCCUCCUCGCCCUCGGAAUCCUCUCGAUUCCCAGCACUUCCGGUGGGGAUUCUCCGAAGGCCAACGAUCUCAGCACCAUUGUACGGAACAAUAUGGAUAGGAUUGAUGGAGACGAGGGAAGGGGGGAGCAAUGGGUGGAAUUGAUCUCCUGGGAGCCUAGAGCUUUUGUUUACCAUAAUUUCUUGACCAAGGAUGAAUGUGAGUAUCUAAUCAGUCUUGCGAAGCCACAUAUGCACAAGUCAACAGUUGUUGAUGGUGAAACCGGCAAGAGUAGAGAUAGUCGGGUUCGUACAAGCUCUGGAACAUUUCUGGCACGAGGACGUGAUAAAAUUAUUAGGAAUAUCGAGAAGAAGAUUGCUGAUUUCACCUUUUUACCUGUCGAGCAUGGGGAAGGACUUCAAGUACUCCACUAUGAAGUUGGACAAAAGUAUGAGCCUCACUUUGACUACUUCCAGGAUCAGUUAAAUACAAAAAAUGGGGGUCAGCGGAUGGCUACAGUUCUUAUGUAUCUAUCAGAUGUUGAAGAAGGGGGUGAGACAGUGUUUCCUGCAGCCAAGGGGAACUUUAGCUCUGUGCCUUGGUGGGAUGAGCUAUCUGAUUGCGGGAAAAAAGGACUCUCUGUUAAACCAAAGAUGGGUGAUGCUUUGCUUUUCUGGAGCAUGAACCCUGAUGCCACUCUAGAUUCAUCAAGUUUGCAUGGUGGUUGCCCUGUGAUUAAGGGGAACAAGUGGUCAGCUACUAAAUGGGUGCGCGUAAACGAGUACAAAGUUUGAGCAACUUAGUAAAAGGUUUAAAUGAGUUCUAAUCUCACUGUUGUACCAUAAGUCUCGGUCAGAGCUUCAGCACUAUAUGGCGUAAGAUCUCAUAUGUAACCUUUCUAUACAGAGCUCAGUGCCGUUAUUCGAUAUAUUUUGAUGUACUACCAAUCCUUUGCUCACAUUUUUGUUCGGAAUCCCUUUAUAUUUUAUGACACCAACUUAAUAAAAAGGAAAGAGUUGUUUAUUUGUAUUUAAACAAUCAAAAGGUUUAGGAGAUUUGUUAAUAACAAAUAGGCCCAAUUAACCAAAAA